AUGACUUCAUUAGUGGAUGCACAAAAGCCUCAUUGUCAACCUAAAACAGUUCAUGAAUAUCAUGGUCAUAUAAUAGGAUAUGCUGCUGGCGAAUUAAUUCGUCGUGUUGAUCUUCAUCAUCGUACAUACAAUCAAUUUGUUCGCGAUGAAUUAGAUAGGGAAUUUUAUGUGAGUAUACUUCAUGAUGAAGUUGAAGCACGUGUGUCUCCUGUCACUCGUAAAGAAGUUGAUACAAGUAACGUAUUUUCAAUGGAUUCACAAACUCAAAAAAAAUCAUUAUCAUGUAGUGAUGCUUCUCCCUUGGAAAGCUCAUUGAUGAUAUUUAACGGGACUCGACUUCAUUGUGUAGCAAUACCUUCUGUGAAUGAAAUUACAAAUGCUCGAUCUUUAGCUCGUAACUAUUAUUUACUGAUUGGUGAUAUCAAUGAAUAUGGGAAGAAACAGAAGCGUCUUUUAAGUGUACAAACUCUUAUAGAAGCAACUAAAAAUGUAACUCCGACAGACGAAUCUGAUCGAAAUUGGUAUAAUAUGUCAACAAAUUUUGGAAAGGGUAGAUUUCAAAUAUAUAGUGAUUGUUUUAAUAUAUUUGGUGAUGGUGUCUUUAGUCAUUCUGGUAAGAAUAGAAUAUUGAAUUAG
Molecule: messenger RNA, 636 nt
Organism: Rotaria sordida
Lineage: Eukaryota; Metazoa; Rotifera; Eurotatoria; Philodinida; Philodinidae
Source: the annotation of a GenBank genome assembly